This is a messenger RNA of Entrophospora sp. SA101, 842 nucleotides long. The record is from the annotation of a GenBank genome assembly. Lineage: Eukaryota; Fungi; Glomeromycota; Glomeromycetes; Entrophosporales; Entrophosporaceae.
AUGAUAAUAAUGAUGAUAAUGCCAAUGAUAAACCAGAAAUAAAAACAAAAAAAACUAUCAAAGAUCUAGCUAAAAUAGACACGACAAUAAUAACACCAGCGACGACGACAUCUACAUCUAGUCUAAGCACACCAACAAAAGUAGUUGAUUUGCCAGCUCGUAGAAUAUCAACUUCUGAAGCUAGCACACAGACAAAUAAACCUUCCGUAUCACCCGAGGAAAUUGAAUGUUUAUUAGCACUUAAAACAUUGCUUCUUAAAAGUAAACGAUUAAUGGAAAUUUUUACAUAUUGUCGUUUAGCGUUGGUGAUAACUUUAUAUGUUUUGAUUACGUUUGAUAUAGUCUUGAUCUUAAAUAGUAUUGCAAAAGAACUUUGGGUGGAGAUUUUAACACAAGUGGUGAAUGGUGUAUUCACAUUGUUAACAUUAAUAGUUCACCCAAAAAGGAUUCGUAAUUUACCAAGAGCUAUAAAGAUAUUAAUUGGAUCACGUAAAAGAAAUCAAAGAUUGGAUGAGGAAUUACCAUUAGAUGUGAAAAUCACUCAAAAACUUGUAAAUGAAUCAUACGAGUGGUAUAUUUAUGAAGGUGAUAAAUCUCUUAUUUGUUCGCCAAUAAAGCUUUGUUUGGUUCUAACUUUAUGGAAUAUAGGUAGCUUAUCACAAUAUGGCAUUUGUGCAAGACCUAUUACAGUUUAUAUCGCACUGGGUGUAGUUAGUAUAAUUUGUGAAAUAGUACCAAUUCCAAUUGUGGUGAUUCAAUUUCAACGUGCAAAUACUGCUAGAUUUAUGGACACACAAAGUAGACUACUGCCAACCAGAAAAAAUUCGAGAUUUAAUCCAUAA